UGCAACGUGAACGCUCCGAGCCGCUACUUUGCCGGCUAAAGCCGCGUGCAAACGCGACUCUCGCUCGUCCUCCCCACUGGAAUCCCCCCUCCCCCCGAAAAUUCCCCACUCGCCGUCAUUUUCGCGCUCAAAGUGACUCCUCCGACCCUUUCGUCCUCAGUAUUCGGUCGAGUGUCUACCCUGCGAAAUCGCGGCGUUUUUGUAGUUUGAGAUUCUCAAGCCUCAAUGUGUUUUGGCCCCUCCUUGGGGAGGGGAGAAGGGGGGAGGCGACUUGGUGUGAACUUGUGCUCGCGAUACAAUUUUUAUUCCGCGUGUGCUUUUCUUUUUUUUUUUUUUUAAUCUGAGCAGGAAUAAUUGCGAUCUGGUGGAGAAUUAGGGCCUCGAAGGUAUUUUCACCGCGCUGAAAAAAGAAGUUUCUUUCCCGUUCCUUGAGAAACGAUUGCCAGCGAUUUUUUCGAGGAACCUUCUCACGGCGAGUCGACUCGAACGCGACAGGAUUUACCGACAGCGAUUGACAGGAUUUACCGCCGCUCGCAAUGAAAAUAUGAUCCCAGUGUCGAACUCGGGAAUUUGAAGAUGAGACGUUGCCAGAAGUGGAGGGACACCGCCUCUUGAGGGGGUGGAUUCUCUUUCACGCGGAGAAAAAGCCAAGCAUUCUCGCAAUGAGGAGUUCAUGAAAAAUGGACGAAGCGCUCGCUCCACCGCACGAGGGGCGCCACGAAGUUCCGAGACACACCGUGGUCUUCGACCAUCACGGUAACGAGAUAUCAGCUGGAACAAGCUCGAUCCGCGAACUUGCCGCAGCCAAGUCGAACUCGAAAUCUUCGUAAGCCUCGAUACCGCGAGAUGCACGUCGAUACUCGGGUACGUCGGUGCACACUCUUCCAUCAUCGGCGGUGGUCUUGCAUCUUGGUGCGUCGGGGAACGAUGGUUGUUGCGCUCGAACAACGGACUGUGGCCGAACGGUUUCCAGGCGUGUAGACAUGCAGAGAGGCAGUGCGCGCUGGAAUGGAAGUCAGUGAGCCACCGGACGAGGACGUGGACCGAUCGAUAGACAGUCUCAGCACGACUUCCGGCAUCGAGCGCCUCUCCGAGUCGCUCAACUCGAGCGUCCGCGACACGUUCAACGCUUCCGCGGACGCUUACCAGCCAGCGACCAUCAUCUGGACCGCGGUGAAGGGCGUGGUGAUCAUCAGCAUCAUCGUGACCGCUCUGGUUGGCAACGUGUUGGUGAUCGCCAGCGUCAGGCGGCACCGGAAGCUCCGCGUGCCGACGAAUCGGUACGUGGUGAGCCUGGCGGCGGCGGACUUCCUCGUCGCGGUUUGCGCCAUGUCUUUCAACGCGUCGGUCGAGCUGACCGGACAGUGGAUGUUCGGGAGGGUGAUGUGCGACGUGUGGAGCUCGUUGGACGUUUACUUCUCCACCGCCUCGAUCCUUCACCUAUGCUGCAUCAGCGUGGACAGGUACUACGCGAUCGUCCGGCCACUCGAGUAUCCCGCCAUCAUGAGGAGGAUCACGGUCACUUGCAUGCUGGGCAGCGCCUGGCUUCUGCCUGCUCUCAUCAGUUUCAUACCGAUAUUCAUGGGCUGGUACACCACCGAGGAACAUUUGGAGGAGCUGAGGAAGAAUCCUCAGGUGUGCAUGUUCGAGGUGAACCGGCCAUACGCGGUGAUUAGUUCCUCGGUCUCCUUCUGGAUCCCCGGUCUCGUGAUGAUCGUGAUGUACUGCAAGAUCUACAAGGAGGCCGUCCGUCAAAGGGAGGCGCUCAGCCGUGCCUCCAGCAAUACCGUCCUGAACAGUGUUCACAUGCACCGGGCGUCCACGUCGAGGCACCAUUCCAGGGCGUCCCAUCAGCUGUUGCUGCACCCGAGCGACGCCAGCGACUUUGCCAGGCCCGUCACUUAUAGAACCGCCGCGGAGUUGAACGUGGAGAACGGUACAUCGAUACGACAGCAAACGAAAAGCUGGAGGGCCGAGCACAAAGCAGCGAGGACGCUCGGUAUAAUAAUGGGCGCGUUCCUCCUCUGCUGGCUGCCAUUUUUCCUUUGGUAUCUAACAACGUCCCUGUGCGGCGAGGCCUGCUACUGUCCAGACACGGUGGUGUCCGUCCUCUUCUGGAUAGGUUACUUCAACAGCGCCCUGAACCCGCUCAUCUACGCGUACUUCAACCGCGACUUCCGCGAGGCCUUCAAGGACACGCUGAUGAGCGCGCUCCCGUGCUGCGCCAGCUGCUGGAAAACCCCGUCGGAGUUCGUCUAGCGGGAGAAAUAACGCCGCGAUAGCGCCUCGAGCGAGAAGCUGAUUCUUGCGAUCCACUGGACAAAUAUCGCUGUCCAACGAUUGUCCAAACUUGCCUAAGUGCAUCUCGUACGCGUUGUCUGUCGAAUGUUUGUCUGUCUGUCUGUCUGUCUGCCUGUAUGGAUGGCUUGCUGGCUGGAUGUUGCGUGACUGAUGCGAGAGUGUCGAAAGGAGGACGAUACAUAGGUAUGACGACGAAGAAUAAUUUUUCUAACGAAAGUACAUUGGCUAUCAACGCGUUUCGGGUCGAUUGGUGUUGAUUGAUUGAGCGUUUAUUGGAUUAAAUUCCAACACCACUUUUAAAGGGAAUAUAUCUAACGCGAAUGUCCCUUGAACUUGGGAGUUUACGUUUUGCGAACUUUUGAUAUUUCUUACCUGAUAUCGCACGACACGGUUUGUCGAGAUACUCGAGAUGUUCAAACAUGGGAAUACAUUUUGGUAGAGAGCUGCGUUAACGCUGGAACUGCCAAACUGGUCUCGAUAUGACCAAUUUAGAAUAUACUUCUGCAGAUUUACAACGUUGUGUUUCCAGUGGUUUGGAUAAUUUUUGUAAAAUUUCAGUUUUUAUAGAAUUUUAAUUCAAUACACGAAUAAAUCACACAGUUUGUGUCCUUCGUUGUAUCAUAAACUUUUUGUUAUUCGUUUUACACUCUAAUUUCUUCGAUGCAAUCUUUCCGCUUUAGCCUUUGGCAGUUCUAGCGUUAAGCCGUGUCUGAAUAACGUCCCUGCAACGUCUUACGACGAUACGAUCUUUGAUCUCGAGAGGGAUUUUUUUAUUUUUAUGAAAUGGCUCUCGAAUUGCCAUCGAUAAGAAACAAUCACAAUGAACGAAUUAUUUAGAGCCAUCAUUCUCAGUAGACUCUCAAAUGCAACGAGGAGUAAAAUUCUAGUAGUAAUUUUCACCAAAAAAAAAUUCGCAUUUGCACCUUGCGUGACCUUCGAAGUAUUGGUCAUUGAAGAAGGAAAUUUGCUAUUUGAAUCCCCAAUGGGGGGUGGGAGAAACAAAAGGAAAACUCACCAAGAAGAAAUAGUCACUCGAAUCGGGUCGAUGGAAAUAAUUUUCCAUUACGUAACUUUGAAUUUUUAUCACGAAGGCAUAAGAGAGAAAAAUUGGCUCCUCUCCACGAGGAGAAACAAGCCGCUGGCCAAACGUUCAAACGCGUCACAGAAUAAUUAACGAUCGGCCGGUUGAUUUCUUUAAUUGGCUUCUCGCGGCGGGGUUCCCAGUUUAAUUAAGAAAUCGCCUGCGGAAGUGGAAGCUUCCAUCCUCGAAAACUCUCCUCUUCCCUUCCGUUUCGUUUGAUUUGUCGCUGGCAAGCUUCGGCGAGUACAGAAUUCGCGGGACAUAAAUUUCCGC
Molecule: messenger RNA, 3655 nt
Organism: Frieseomelitta varia
Lineage: Eukaryota; Metazoa; Arthropoda; Insecta; Hymenoptera; Apidae
Product: octopamine receptor beta-3R-like
Exons: 6
Coding region: 1009-2259 (416 amino acids)
Biological process (GO): adenylate cyclase-activating adrenergic receptor signaling pathway
Cellular component (GO): membrane
Molecular function (GO): octopamine receptor activity
Source: RefSeq, a predicted model, not a curated record